Dendroctonus ponderosae (mountain pine beetle) is the source of this 2338-nucleotide messenger RNA. Its product is annotated as sialin. The transcript is spliced from 8 exons. The record is from RefSeq and is a predicted model, not a curated record. NCBI's taxonomy places the organism in Eukaryota, Metazoa, Arthropoda, Insecta, Coleoptera, Curculionidae. Bases 573 to 2006 code for a protein of 477 amino acids. Gene Ontology annotation, molecular function: transmembrane transporter activity. Gene Ontology annotation, cellular component: plasma membrane. Gene Ontology annotation, biological process: transmembrane transport; monoatomic anion transport.
UCAACAUCUGAUUUUCCUUACAUUACUUUUUCAGUCCAUACUUCCGGCUUCCACUUCGAAUGUGAUUCGUAUCUGCCUUUCUGUGGAAUUCACUCUUUAAUUUAGUCCCUACAGUUUUUCCGGUCUAAUUUACUUAAAACUGUUUAAUCCUACUUCAUUGGUUCACAUGAAUGUUCGUAAAACACAGAAACUCUGACAGACUCUAUCAAUUUUGUUUUUCUAUUUUGUAUAUAGAGCGGUUUUAUUAAAGCCGCAAGUAAGAUUUCUUGCUUGCACUUUGUCAACUGUUUUAAGAAAAUUAUCCAAUUUACUCUUUGAAUUACAUAUUUAUCUAAUCAUUUCAUAUGAGCAAAACUGAUAUCGUAGUAAAAUCACAGUUUCACUUUAAAACCGACCAUAAAAGUUAAGUCUGCGAUUAAAACGCAGACAGUGGGAAAAGAUAACCCUAAGACUUAUACGACGAAUCAGACAAUAUUAUAAGUAUUUAUUCAUUUAUUAUUGUCGAUUUUUGGUACUUAGCGGUCAACUUAUGUGUAUGUGUUACAUUAUACAAACUUCUAAGCCUUUAUAUUAUGGAAAGUGGCAAAACUGAUCAGGAUAAAAAACCUGCCGCUACAUGGAAAAUAUGGACGCAAAGAAGGUACGUGCUGACAAUGUUGGUGUUUUGCGGUUACUUCAACAUUUACCUUCUUCGCACCAACAUGAGCAUCGGGAUUGUGAUUAUGACCCAAAACCGCUAUACAACUUUAGGCAAUGGAACCGUAGUUAAUAUAGGUCCAGAGUUCGAGUGGGACAACGUUAUCCAGGGCUACAUAUUGAGCUCCUUCUUUUACGGUUACAUCACUACGCAAUUACUCGGAGGUUUAAUUGGGAAUAAAAUCGGAGGAAAGUUGGUUUUUGGUGGAGGCAUUGCUGUUACUGCCCUGGUUACUUUAAUCAGCCCUUGGCUGGCGGAACUCAGCGUUUAUGCGCUGUUAGUAGCCCGGAUACUCAUGGGAGUGUUUGAGGGCGUAACUUACUCAAGCUUGUAUGUGCUUUGGGUAAAGUGGAUUCCUCCUUCUGAGCGUAGCAGAUCGACAACGCAAGCAAUGUCUGGGAGUUACCUAGGAGCCGUGUUUGCUCUGAUGUUUUUCGCCUAUCUAGGAGAAAUCGCCGGCUGGAGGAGCAUUUUUUGGUUCUCCGGGUCUGUAGGUUUGUUGUGGUUUGCUGCCUGGGUGUACGCGACAUCCGAAUCUCCUCAAACCGACCCUAAAAUAUCGCCUGAAGAGCGUGAUUACAUUGAACACUCGCUGAGAGCCUCGCAAGUUUCCAAAGCGCACAAAGUUCAAUGGAAGGCUUUGUUCACCUCUGGGGCUGUUUGGUCGCUGAAUGUGGCCCUGUUUUGCGAAACCUGGGGCUUCUACACGCUGCUAACUCUACUGCCCAAGUAUUUCAAAGAUGUUUUUCAGUUCGACAUUUCCAAGUCCGGACUGGCUUCGGCGUUGCCCUAUAUUUCCAUAUCGAUUAUGAUGCAUGUGUGCGGUCAAUUGGCCGAUCGAAUUAUCGCGAAAAAAUGGCUAACACUCACCAAAACCAGGAAGACAUUUAUGUGCAUCGGAUUUUUUUCGCAGACCGGAUUCAUGUUAGGCGCAGCCUUUUGGGGACAGGCGGCUGGGACGGUCUUUUGCCUUGCAAUGGCUGUGGGUUUGGGGGCUUUUGCUAUUGCAACUGUGGGAGUAAACGCGCUGGAUAUUGCUCCUCUUCACUCUGGCUUGGUGUUUGGGAUUGCCAAUACUUGGGGAACAGUGCCUGGCAUUAUCAGUCCGACUAUUGCUGGAUAUGUUAUUUCAACGGAUAAUCCGACGGUGGAACAAUGGAGGAUAAUUUUCUAUAUAACCGCAGGAUUGUAUUUCUUUGGGGCCAUAUUUUUUGUCCUCUUUGCCAGUGGAAAGCGACAAGAUUGGGACUUGGAGGAGAAAGUGAACGAUGUUGACCUCAAGGUUUUGACUAGGAAAAAUAGCAAAUAAAAUUCAAAAAUGUAUACAAACUGUUCGCUGUUGUUGAAAAGUUUUACAUGUAAGAUAACAAGACGUUUUAUCUGGGGUCCUUAUCGGAAUUAAGUAAGUUAUUAAUUGUUAAAAUUUGCAAUUUCUUUCUCAAUUAAAAGAAAACUGUGAUUUUUUGAUAAUUUUUUUAUUAUAAACUGACUGUAAAAGAUAUAAAAUUUCUUAUCUCUUGGACAGAAAUGGGCCAUUUUCAAUAUAAGAACCAACGAAAUACGAUAGUUCGAGUUGAAGGCCAGCACUGUUACGAACUAUUUGUGUAUAAAUACAUAAUAAAUAUAUAUCUUAAAGAAUUA